This is a messenger RNA of Tilletiaria anomala UBC 951, 1481 nucleotides long. Its product is annotated as kinase-like protein. The transcript is spliced from 4 exons. The coding region runs from base 1 to 1098 and encodes 365 amino acids. Gene Ontology annotation, biological process: signal transduction; peptidyl-serine phosphorylation; endocytosis. Lineage: Eukaryota; Fungi; Basidiomycota; Exobasidiomycetes; Georgefischeriales; Tilletiariaceae. Gene Ontology annotation, molecular function: protein serine/threonine kinase activity; ATP binding. The record is from RefSeq and is a predicted model, not a curated record. Gene Ontology annotation, cellular component: cytoplasm; nucleus.
AUGGAUCUCCGAUACCGCAUCGGCAAGAAGAUUGGCUCCGGCUCCUUCGGAGACAUCUACCUGGGCGUCAAUAUCAUCUCCGGCGAGGAAGUCGCUAUCAAACUCGAGUCGAUCAAGGCCAAGCAUCCGCAGCUGGAGUACGAAGCCAAGGUGUACAAGACGCUCGCCGGCGGUGUCGGUGUGCCCUUUGUUCGCUGGUAUGGCCAGGAGUGCGACUACAAUGCCAUGGUCAUCGACCUCCUUGGCCCUAGUCUGGAGGAUCUUUUCAACUUUUGCAACCGCAAAUUCAGCCUGAAGACCGUUCUGCUCCUCGCUGAUCAGAUGAUCUCACGCAUCGAAUACAUCCACUCGCGUAACUUCAUUCACCGUGACAUCAAGCCAGACAAUUUCUUGAUGGGCAUCGGCAAGCGAGGCAACCAGGUCAACGUAAUCGACUUUGGUCUUGCCAAGAAAUAUCGUGACCCAAAGACGCACUUGCACAUCCCAUACAGAGAGAACAAGAACCUGACCGGCACGGCGCGCUACACGUCGAUCAAUACGCACUUGGGCGUUGAGCAAUCGCGCCGCGACGAUCUCGAGUCGCUUGGCUACGUGCUCAUGUACUUCCUCCGCGGCUCGCUGCCGUGGCAAGGACUGAAGGCGGCGACCAAGAAGCAAAAGUACGACCGUAUCAUGGAGAAGAAGAUGACGACGCCGACAGAGAUGCUCUGCCGCGGCUUCCCGAGCGAGAUGGCGAUCUACCUGAACUGCUGCCGCUCGCUGCGCUUUGACGACAAGCCAGACUACAGCUACCUGCGCAAGCUUUUCCGCGAUCUCUUUGUCCGCGAGGGCUUCCAGUACGACUACGUCUUUGACUGGAGCAUCCAGCAGCGGAGCAAGGAGGAGGCCAAGGUUGAGAGCACGAGCAGGCAGAACGCCAACGCUGUCAACGCCGCGCUCGCCGCCGCCGCGGGCGGUGUCGGAUCGCAGCAGCUCCCACGUAGGAAGGUUCUCGCGCAGGGCGAGGAGACCGUCGCAGCCGGCGACGCCGGCUGGGACACCAGCAAGCAGCAGCCGUCCAGCACGCGCCGUCGCGAAGAAGCUGGCGGGUGGUACUAAGCGAACGAGUCAAUAGGCGAGCGCGCAUGGAUUACGCUCAACAAUUGGGUUUGACCGCGUGCGUUUCGUCUCGUCUCUUCGUCGGUACAAGCACGAAGGAGGGGAAGAGGGAAGAGAGAAGAGAAGAGAAAGAACAAGACUUGGUUGAUCGCAUCUCGAAAGGCAAGGCGGACGUAUAUGGAGCGCUCCUCUCGCCUUUCACUUCACACCACCAGGCAGAAACUCGUACACCGCCUUGCCAAUGUGAAGCCCAACACCCCGCUUUUCCUCGCCGAGCGAGAGGGCGCUAGAUGGACUUCAGGGGCAGAAUGGUCUUCGUUCUCUUCCACUUUCUUUGACUCUCUCUUUUUCGUGCACCUUCAUUCUCGGAUUCCCAACAAGGC